CACAGUGCACGACUGGAACAUGAACACAACACUUAGAGGAACAGAAACGGAAGCUUCACUGAGCUUUAAACCGACUUCUCUGCACCGCCUUCAUUGAGGACCAUUUGCUGCCGGCAGGUUCGUGCGCUCCACACGGUGGAUGUGUGUGUGUGUGUGUGUGUGUGUGUGGUGCAGCUACAGCUGACGAUGAGGACCUUGCAGGACUACGACAGGAGCCGCUUGAGUUUGGAGAAGUGGUUCUACUCACAGAGUAACCCUUAAUAUACCCCGGGGGGAAGUUACAUCAUGCUUUGACUGUGACUUUUGACUGGAGAGUGAGAAAGAAAACGAGAAGCUCUUAGCUCGUCUUCAUAACCUGGACACAUAUACACUAAAAAACAGGUCCUUGUGAUUAGUGGAGAGACAGAGGCCUAGUAUCCCAACCACUGGUUUGUCCUGACUGGGCCAAGUGGCAUGAGUGUGGGAAAGACCCCUCGCUACAACGUCGUGUCAUCGUCGGAGGAGGACGUCCAUCACCACGGCAACAUGCCUGCCCUUGGCAAUGGCUUUGGAAAUGGUAAGAUCCAGACGCGGCGAAAGCCACGCAGCCGCUUCGUUAACAAAACCGGACAGUGUAACGUCAGCUUUUCGCACAUGGAAGAGCAAUCACAGCGCUACUUGGCCGACAUCUUCACGACCUGCGUGGACAUCCGUUGGCGCUGGAUGUUUUUUUUCUUCUCUCUCGCUUUCAUUCUGUCCUGGCUGGUGUUCGGUUUCAUUUUCUGGCUCAUUGCUCUUGUACAUGGUGACUUUGACAGAACCUCUAGUGAAGAGUUCAUACCCUGCAUCAUGCAGGUCAACAGUUUUGUGGCAGCUUUCUUGUUCUCAGUUGAGACACAGACCACGAUUGGGUACGGCUUCCGCUGUGUGACUGAAGAGUGUCCGCUGGCUGUAUUUAUGGUUGUCGUACAGUCUAUUUUGGGUUGUAUCAUUGAUGCGUUCAUGAUUGGUGCCAUCAUGGCCAAAAUGGCCCGACCCAAAAAACGUGCGCAGACGUUGUUAUUUUCGCACAACGCGGUCAUUGCGAUGCGAGAUGGAAAACUAUCGUUGAUGUGGCGUGUAGGAAACCUGCGCAAAAGUCACAUUGUGGAGGCGCAUGUCCGAGCACAGCUGAUCAAGCCCAGAGUGACAGAAGAGGGCGAGUACAUCCCACUUGACCAGAUCGACAUCAACGUUGGCUAUGACCAAGGCAUCGACCGUAUCUUCCUUGUUUCUCCUCUGACCAUAAUCCAUGAGAUAAACGAAGAGAGCCCACUGUUUGGAAUCAGCAAACAGGAUCUGAUCAGUGAAGACUUUGAGAUCGUGGUGAUCCUCGAGGGCAUGGUCGAGGCCACGGCGAUGACCGCUCAGGUGCGCAGCUCAUACCUGUCCAGCGAAAUCUUAUGGGGUCAUCGCUUCGAGCCAGUAGUGUUUGAGGAAAAAAACCACUACAAGGUAGACUUUACGCACUUCCACAAGACUUAUGAGGUGCCCUCUACACCAUCCUGCAGUGCCAAAGACAUUGAGGACAGCAAGUCAUUGCACUCCAGUGCUAACUUCUGUUACGAGAACGAGUUGGCGUUCAGCAGGGAGGAAGACGAGGAGGAAGGUAUAAGGGGAAUUUUGGGAACUGAGAUGGAAACCCUAUCAGCUAGCCUGAACUCUGACCAGAGAUCGCACCAUAAAGAGUCCGAGAUAUGAUCGCGGACAUAGCUGCCCCUUGAUAUUCAUCUCUAGAGAGUUUUAUUUUAACGUAGAUCCGGUCUGUCCCUUUAGAUUUGGCUUGAACUGACAGAUACGAAGCAAAGCAAGUGCCAAUAUGAACCACCGAACCUCGCUGACGUGGGCAGGUGUCGGUAUGUUCAUGACUGUUUCUGGAUGGCCUUCCUGUAGGAAAACUUGAAAUAGGAUUCCUUGUUUCAUGCUGUAGUUUGCUGUCAAAGCUUUAAUUGAUAUCGUAAUGCAAUACCAAGCUAUCCUGGGUGCCAAAAUCCAGUCAGACAUACGUACUGGUUGGUGCAUUCGGUCCCUGCUCUUGAUUUUGUAGAAUUCCCCCUGAAAAUAGAUCCUUCUUACACCAUCAUACACUCAUACAGAAUCACAAUCCCUUUUGUUCAGUGUGACUCGAAGCAAUAAAAUGAUCCCUAAUAUAUUUUUAAAAAAAUAGUUGUAUGUUGUAGCGCUUCAACCACUCACCAACAUUUUGGUUAAACAAAAGUGAUUUUAAAUCAUUUUUUUUUGUCAACAUCAACACUAGAAAUCAUUGACCUGACGUUCAUUUAAAGAAAACAAGAUGGCACCCAGGCUAGCAGAUAGCUAGAUAACAUAGUGUCUUAUAUCUUCUGUGUGUAGAUUAAUCUGUGUGUGUGUAUACUGUAUGUGUGUGUUUUAAAAAUCAGCAUUUUUCUAGAAACAGUUUACCUUCCACACACACAGACGACACAUCCAGCUUCAAAC
Tachysurus vachellii is the source of this 2475-nucleotide messenger RNA. RefSeq names its product potassium inwardly rectifying channel subfamily J member 12b (gene kcnj12b). Gene Ontology annotation, cellular component: plasma membrane. NCBI's taxonomy places the organism in Eukaryota, Metazoa, Chordata, Actinopteri, Siluriformes, Bagridae. Gene Ontology annotation, biological process: regulation of monoatomic ion transmembrane transport; potassium ion import across plasma membrane. Gene Ontology annotation, molecular function: inward rectifier potassium channel activity. Bases 454 to 1719 code for a protein of 421 amino acids. The transcript is spliced from 2 exons. The record is from RefSeq and is a predicted model, not a curated record.